UGAGCCACUUGAGCCUGGAGCAGAUGGAAAGAUUGUAGCGAGGGGAAAGUAAGCGAGCAGCAGAGAGAGAGAGAACUGGAAAAAGCCAUGCAGAGAGUGAGGCAGCCCAGCGACAAUGCUUGAUGAACUGAACCACUGACCACCAGAAAGCCUUCCUUCUACUCUGACUGAGCCCCAGAGCGAGACCAAGAAAUCAGACAGGACAGCCUUGAGGGGAGACAUCAACUCGUUGUCCCAGCUCACGGGCCAAACAAGCCCAAGACGUGGAGAGAAAAAGAAAGUAAGAGAUAGAGACAAGGAGAAGGGGAGCUCUACAGAUGAGAGUUAAAGCAGAGGGGCAGAAGGAGAUGCUCAGAGGGACCAGACAGUGAAGACAAAAGUGAGACAAGUAACAGGACUGCUACAGGUGUGUCCACAAAGACUGCUCACAGACAGGGCGACACACAAGAGUCACCUGGACAAAAGCUGUUGCAAGUAAAACAGAGAGAUCAUACCGAAGCAGGGAGACAGAACUAGGUAAGGAUGGCCAACUCAGGUCUCCAGCUGUUGGGUUAUUUCCUGGCGUUGGGCGGCUGGAUCGGCAUCAUCUCCACCACCGCCUUACCCCAGUGGAAGCAGUCAUCAUACGCCGGCGAUGCCAUCAUCACGGCUGUGGGUCUGUACGAGGGGCUGUGGAUGAGCUGUGCCUCGCAGAGUACAGGACAGGUGCAGUGCAAGAUCUUUGACUCCAUGCUUUCGCUGGACAUCCACAUCCAGACAUGCCGGGCCCUUAUGGUGGUGUCAGUGCUGCUGGGCUUUAUCGGUAUCAUCGUCAGCGUGGUGGGCAUGAAGUGCACUAAGGUGGGAGAUAACAACCCAGCCACCAAGACUAGGAUCGCUGUGACCGGAGGAGCUCUCUUCCUGCUUGCAGGUCUCUGUACACUGGUGUCUGUGUCCUGGUAUGCCACUCAGGUGUCCUAUCAGUUCUUCAACCCAAACACACCGCCCAAUGCCAGAUAUGAGUUCGGCUCUGCCCUGUUCGUGGGCUGGGCGGCGGCCAGUCUGACGGUACUGGGCGGCUCCUUGCUGUGCUGCUCCUGCUCCAAAGAUGACAUGCGAGGACAGCAAUAUUACCGCCAAUCACAGCCUUCCACAGCCAGGGAACCAAAUGUUAAAAGUACCCCACCAGAGAAAAGGGAGCAGUACUUGUAGUUUGGGAGAGUCUUCUGGCCUUACCAUGGUUUAGAUUCUGUCAACAGAAAAAAACCCUCUCACUGAGGAAUUCAAAACAGACAAACAGACACCACUAGAGAAACAAUUUAUGAACAACAACCUUUCAAGUAUAUUGCGGAAACAUAAAUUAGAGUCUCUGCUGAAGUAAAAGAAAUUGUUUUGUGAGGUUUAAAAUGAAAUGAAAUAAUUCUUUUGGGGAUUAAGAAAGAUGAUAGUUUUGUCUUGUCUGUUUUGCUGACUUUGGGAGAGACAGUCAUUCAGGGUAUGUUUUAUAUAACAAUGUAAAAUGCCCAGGUGUAAAUACCACCUACUCUAUUCUUUUUUUUUACUACAUAUAUAAUGUUUUACUACAGUGCCUUAUAACACGUGUUUGUGCACAUGUACAGAGCAUUCAGAAAGUAUUCAGACCCCUUUGCUUAUUUUACAGUUUGUUAUGUUAUAGCCUGAUGUUGGAAUUGUCUCAAUGCAUUAUCUUCCUCCUUAAUCUUCACCUGGUGCCCCAUAAUGACAAGGCAAAAAAGAACUUCAGAAUUUUGCAAAUUUAUUAAAAGGCAAAAACUGAAAUAGCACAUUGACAUAAGUAUUCAGAUGGUUUACUCAGUACAACUCAGUUGAAGCACCUUUGGCAGCGAUUAUGGCCUCGAGUCUUUGGGGGUUUGGAGAUUUUCUAUCAGGUGUCUCCAGAGAUGUUCAGUUGGGUUCAAGUGAGGACUCUGGCUGGGCCACUCAAGGACAUUCACAGAGUUGUCCCUAAGCCACUCCUGCAUUGUCUUAGCUGUGUGCUUUGCGUCAUUGUCAUAUUGGAAGGCAAACCUUCAGCGGAGUCUGAGGUCCUGAACGCUCUGGACCAGGUUUUCCUUAAGGAUAUCUCUGUACUUUUAUCGCUUCAGCUUUCCCCUCAACCCUGACCAGUCUCCCUGUUCCUGUCUUUUAUGAAUUAUGGAGGCCUCUGAGCUCUUGGGAACCUUCAGUGCAGCAUUUUUUUGUAGCCUUCCCCAGAUCUGUGCCUUGACACAAUCCUGUCUCUGAGCUCUGCAGGGGGUUACUGUGACCUCAUGGCUUGGUUUUUGCCUGGGUGUGAAUUGUCAGCUGUGAGACCUUACAUAGUCAGGAGUGUGCUUUUCCAAAUCAUGUCCAAUCAAUUGAAUUUACCGCAGGUGGAUUUCAAACAAGGUGUAGAAACUCAAAGGGUAUCAUAUCAAAGGGUCUGAAUAUUUGUCAAUGUGAUAUUUCAGUUUUUCCUUUUAAAAAAAGUUUGUUUUGACUUUGUCAUUAGAUGGAUAGUGAAAAAAUGAAUUUAAAUAAUUUUAGCACAAGACUGCAACAUAGCAUGUUAAUAAAGUGAAGGGGUCUGAAUACUUUAGGAGUGCACUGUAUGUUUUUGACUACAUGGGUUUUUCAUAGCCUCCCAUCCCAUCUGAGGGAUGUGUGAGCAUACUUCCUCUGCCAGCAGUUCUAUAUACAUUUCUCUAUUGUUGGAUUUCUGUAAAUGAAUGUGAAGCUACACUACAGUACCACUUAUGAAACAACAAAGACAUACAUACAGUAGAUCUUCAGCAUAAUGCCUUAUGCACUGUUUGUAAGAAGCUGUUUCAAAGUAGCCUGGAUUGAGGAUAUACCCAGUACAUUCAUUUUGUUUUAAGUGCCAAUAUGAUUUUGUGUGAAUGACAGAGUCGUCGUAUUUUUGACUCUAAAGGAUGUGCUGUCUCCUGUACUAAGGAAUGCCAGUUUGCUGAGCGUUCAAAUACCCUUCUGAUGCCUGCAUUUAUUUACCAUGCCAUUCCUUUCUCUAAUAUUUACCUCCUACAUGUUGUGUAUCAUCUCAUUUACAGUAUACCCCUGUCUGUUUCUUUUAGAAUAAAGUAAACAGCAACAUAAAAA
Toxotes jaculatrix (banded archerfish) is the source of this 3093-nucleotide messenger RNA. It is a transcript of the gene cldn19, whose product is annotated as claudin 19. Gene Ontology annotation, biological process: cell adhesion; bicellular tight junction assembly. Lineage: Eukaryota; Metazoa; Chordata; Actinopteri; Toxotidae. The coding region runs from base 523 to 1191 and encodes 222 amino acids. The transcript is spliced from 5 exons. The record is from RefSeq and is a predicted model, not a curated record. Gene Ontology annotation, cellular component: plasma membrane; bicellular tight junction. Gene Ontology annotation, molecular function: structural molecule activity.